This is a messenger RNA of Amoebophrya sp. A120, 1671 nucleotides long. The record is from the annotation of a GenBank genome assembly. NCBI's taxonomy places the organism in Eukaryota, Dinophyceae, Syndiniales, Amoebophryaceae.
GCGGUAUCAAGUGGCAAAAACAAAAACAUGAGCAAGACAAUACGGAUACGGAACAUGUAUCCCCUGAAAAUGAGCCAUUCCCAUCGAGCACAGCUAUCAUGCGAAACAUAACGUCUAGUAAUGAAAGUAAAAGAUCUGGCUUCACUUUUGGUUCCGCCAUGCAAAAGAUAGAUGAGGCUGGUAAAUUUUCAGGGAAUAGCAUGGCCGAUAACGGUAUCUUAGAGGAAAGCAGUGCCGUCAUCUCGUCGAGCGCCACGUCCUCCGUUGGAGAUUUGUCCUGCAUGGAACUUCUGAUGAGUUUGCUUUUGCAGUUGCAUUUGCAUUUUUUUGUGACGCAACAUACAGCAUACAGUGCUGCAGGCAACACAGAUUUACAAUGUGAUUUAUCUAUCAGCUUGACUGUUACAAGCUACUACAGAGGUCCUUGCCCCUUCUGUAGGCUCCGCAGAAUGAUGGAAGUUGUUCUAGACUGUGCCUGACGACGUCUUUGUGCAUCCACCUGUCUGAUUCUAAAACUUUAUUGAGCACAUCAAUGCCACGAGUCGGACUCGCGGUCGUACGCGCAAACCUAGCUGUAGCUACGGAAGUGCCCUAUAAUAGUACUUCUAGACCACGGUGGACGGUUGGACGAAGGCAGUUCUUCUCUCCUGGUGAUAAUCGAGAUAGUUGUCAAAGUCGAUCAUGCCAACGAAACUGUGCGAAUUUAUGGCGAUCUCAAACGUUGCAGUAUUUGGCGCUACGUGAUGAAUGUCGCCUGAUUUGUCACGCAAAGCCGCAGCCGCUACCUAUCAGAUAGACUGAUAGGAUAAAGAUUCCUCGAAGCUAAGCUGGUUCGCAUGAAGACAAGGCUCCUUUGCACAAAAUAGCACCGAGCUUGAACAUGGUGUUCUUGCGUGCGUUUUUUGCUUUUGGUGUUCUUACAUGACAAAUCAACGCGAAUGAAGUCAUGUACUUUAAAGGGAUUAUUCAAUGUGACCACGUUUGAGACUGCCAUAGCCCACGGGAUUUGUCACGACGGGAAAUUUAUUCUGUGCAAGAACAGUUAAAGUAUCGUACACGUAGACGUACCACGGUAAAUUGCAUGACAUCAAGUGAAUUUCCUCUUGAGCAUGAGAAAUUUUUAGAUUUGCAAUGCGGAUUUACCUUGAACAAGAGAUUCAGAGUUCGAUAUCGGUGCGUAAUGUAUAACAGCGACUGCUACGGUACGAGUACGACAUUUUUGCAGUGCAUAAAAUUCUCGGGGGAUUCUUCGAAGGGAAACCUUUUCCACCCGAGCAUCUCAGUAUCCAUCGCAUAAGAACUCUUCUUGUCGUGGUUGAUUUUGCUUUCAAAUUUGGCGCACAGCAAGAGAGGCAGAGGCACAGGUAGUGGUCUUGCAUUCGAAAUAUAAUUUGGCUCGGACCAGCUUCGUUUGUCGUUACCGGCUGGCGAAGAAGUCAGAGAAAACUAAGUACUUGAACCGGUAGGCGACAGUCGCACAUACUGCACGCAGCUGCCCAACACAGAUGUGAAGGUAAGUACCACAACACGACAGCUGUGCUGUUUUUUCCCUUGCAUAAGUGUCAAAUGGCGGUGCGAAAAAACUGGCGAAACACCUUCCGUGUCCGUCGCGGGCAGUACCAGUAGUCGUUACACACCGACACCAGGGAGCUGCAGCAACAUGAUGGCCAG